GAAUUGAAGCAAGCAAGGAAGCAGGGGCGCUGCUUUGUGGUUGGAAAGGAGGAGAAGAUUGAGGAGAAAACUUUCCAAGCACCGAAGGAGCUUCAGGUGAUCGCCGAAGUCAUUGAAAGACAUCGCGGAUCGAGGAGGCCACUGGAAAGCCCAAAUUUCAGCUGCCGCGCCACAUUGCAAAGGUGGCGCAGGAUCCCGUACGACAACUAUUGGAUGGGUGACAGCUGA
This is a messenger RNA of Cladocopium goreaui, 228 nucleotides long. NCBI's taxonomy places the organism in Eukaryota, Dinophyceae, Suessiales, Symbiodiniaceae. The record is from the annotation of a GenBank genome assembly.